Molecule: messenger RNA, 1697 nt
Organism: Solanum verrucosum
Lineage: Eukaryota; Viridiplantae; Streptophyta; Magnoliopsida; Solanales; Solanaceae
Product: pentatricopeptide repeat-containing protein At3g21470
Exons: 1
Coding region: 26-1615 (529 amino acids)
Biological process (GO): RNA modification
Molecular function (GO): protein binding; RNA binding
Source: RefSeq, a predicted model, not a curated record
AUCCUUGCUUCUCAAGAACUCAGAAAUGAUCACAAACCCGUUAAAGAAUUGGUCUUACAGUAUAAAGAACUGCAUAUCUCAAGGAAAAUUCAAAGAAGCCCUUUUAACAUAUACCCAUAAUCGUAUGAAUGGAAGUUUUAUAAUGGGUGUUGUUCCUUUGGUGCUAAAGGCAUGUGCCUCACUUUCAAUGCUUAGCCUUGGCAAAGCCUUACAUGCUGAAUCUGUGAAAUCGGGAUUUGAUUGUAAUGUAAUGGUGGGGACUGCGUUAUUGGAUAUGUAUGGGAAAUGUGGUGAAAUUGGGAGUGCCCGGAAAAUGUUUGAUUAUAUGCCUGAAAGAAAUGUGAUUACAUGGAAUGCUAUGAUAGGAGGAUGUAUAAAGAAUGGUGAUAUAAAGACUGCUUUUUUAUUGUUUGAGAAUAUGUCUGAGAAGACAAUUGUGACUUGGAAUGAAAUGAUUGAUGGGUAUGCGAGGAAUGGAGAUAUGCUGCUGGCUAGGAGUUUUUUUGACCGGGUACCAGAUGAGUUGAGGAAUGUUGUUACAUGGAGUGUGAUGGUUGAUGGGUAUACUAGUAAUGGGGAUAUGGAUGCUGCAAGGGAAUUGUUUGAGAUUAUGCCAACAAGGAAUUUUUAUGUCUGGUCGUCGAUGGUUUCUGGUUAUUUUAAGAAGGGUGAUGUUAAGAGUGCCGAGGCCAUAUUUGAUAGGAUGAGUAUGAAGAACUUGGUGAAUUGGAAUUCAUUGAUAUGUGGUUAUACACAAAAUGGGUUGUGUGAAGAAGCCUUGGAAGCAUUUACAAAAAUGCAAGAUGAGGGUCUUGAACCAGAUGAGGUUACUGUAGUUAGUGUUUUAUCGGCUUGUGCCCAGUUGGCUUUACUGGAUGUUGGCAAGGAUAUACAUGAAAUGAUAAUUCGGAAAGGGAUUGAAUUGAAUGAAUAUGUUCUUAAUGGGUUGGUUGACAUGUAUGCAAAAUGUGGGGAUUUAAGUAACGCCAGAUUGAUUUUUGAAGGAAUGUUGGUUAAGAAGAAUGAUGCUGCUUGGAACUCACUAAUAUCUGGUUUUGCUAACCAUGGCCACUGUGUGGAGGCAAUUAAUUUUUUUGAUAGAAUGGCUAGUUCAGGAGUGAAACCUAAUGAUAUAACAUUUCUCUCAGUGCUAUCGGCUUGUGCCCAUGGUGGAUUUGUGGAGGAAGGUUUAGAGAUCUUCUCCAGGAUGGAGAAAUAUGCAUUGACGGCAAGCAUCAAGCAUUAUGGUUGUCUUGUAGACCUUUUGGGAAGGGCUGGAAGAUUAGAGGAGGCUUGUGACUUGAUAAAAGGGAUGCCUGUCACACCAAAUGACACAGUUUUAGGGGCUCUGCUUGGAGCAUGUCGGGUUCACUCGGACACAGAUGUGGUGGAAAAUGUGCUGAAAGAAGUCAGAAAAUUGAACUACAUUAGUGAUUCCGGUGAUGAUGCACAUUAUGUGAUUUUUUCAAAUAUAUAUGCUGCUGCUGAAAGGUGGGAGAAAGCUGAAAGGAUGAGGUUUGCCUUGUCAAAUAAAGGGUCUCAGAAGACACCAGGGUGUAGUGUGGUCAUGCUCGAUGGACCAGAGACUAGUUUUAUGCAAGUAUUGACAGCAUAAACUUCUAAAACAUGAUACUAAAACAAUGUUGAGGUGAUUGUAGUGACAAUCAAACAGAGCUAUCAAUGCCUGAUGUCGCGAU